This is a messenger RNA of Fusarium sp. VM40, 4401 nucleotides long. The record is from the annotation of a GenBank genome assembly. NCBI's taxonomy places the organism in Eukaryota, Fungi, Ascomycota, Sordariomycetes, Hypocreales, Nectriaceae.
AUGGCAGCUGUAGAUCUAUAUCAUUCGAGCUUCUCGAAGCAGCUUUUCAGCUACCCGAGCAACCAUACAGCUGAUGCGCCGCAUCAAACAUGGGUCGAUUCAUGGCCGCGGCGUGAGACAGCCGUUAUGCUCAGCCUGAACGUUGUUUCUGGAGUAAUACUUCUGCUUUACCUCUGCCGCAAGCCGUUGCUGCACUUUACUCCACGCUGGCUGAAGCCAUUUGCGCAAGAAGUUGCGCCGUUUCAGGCCAAAAAUCGAAAGUGGACGUUUUGGACGUUAUGUCUUAUGCUUAUUUCUUUGGCUGGGCUGGCAUUGGCUAUCAGCUCUGCCGUUGUUCACUCUCGCCGUACGGCUUCACUUCUUGAGCUUGUGCCCUGGACGGUAGCGGCUCUGCUUACGGUUGUCGAUCUACCUGUUCAAGCUCCGAAGCUGUUGCUUAUGCAAUAUCUACUCAUGACAGCGACGACCCUUGUUCUCCAUGCGAUGCAGUAUCUGAGCUUCAAGGCGAGCUCGCUCGAUUUCUUCCAAGCCAGCCAUUUUACUCUCACAUUACUAGCCAUUGUGGUCAUUGGAAACAUGCCCCUACGCAACCCAUUCUGGGGGGCUCUGGACAUUGGAAACGCCCGCGUUGCUCCUUCAAAUCGUGUCCGCAGCCCAGAAGAUAACCUCACCCUGUUUCAGUUCUGGACCAUGAGAUGGGUAAAUCCUCUUUCGAAAAUCGCCAGCAAGCGUGAGAUUGCCGUCGAAGACGUGUGGCAGCUACCGUAUGAGUUCCAGCAUUGGAGGCUCUAUAUGGCUUUCCGCACACUCAAGGGCAAGCUUCUCCCGUGUCUGAUCGAAGCCAAUGGCCUAGACCUUUUUAUCGGAACUUUUGCUGGCAUCCUGGAGCGUGUUGCCGAAGUUUCCAAUCUUCGUCUUACAAGCAAGCUGUACCAGGCUCUGGACAAGAAUGACCCUGCAGAGGCUGGUCUCUGGUGUGUGGUUAUCCUGACAAUCGACACAGUCCGUCAGAUCGCAAGGACCUCGUCGGGAUGGUACGCGCGCAAAGCCUACGAGCGCAGCCGUGGAGAGACGUUUAUCGGCUUGUUUGGAAAGCUACUCACAAGAGCCGUUCCUGGUUCUGAAAUGACCGAAAAGGAUCCUUCAGCGAAUGUCCAAGAAACAGGCACCUCUCCUGGCCGCUUUGGAAAACUCUCAAAGGUCUUCAAAUGCUUUGGACGCAGCAAACCCAAACAGCCAGAAAAGCCCACCCCAGACCACCAGGCCUCCAACGCAAAGGUCGUCAACCUGAUCCGCGGAGAUACCUACGAGAUAUCCCAGCGAUUCUGGGAGUUCCCACGCGUAGUCGCCACACCGAUCAAAGUCAUCGUGACAAUCUACUACCUCAUCGACAUAAUGGGUUGGCCAUCUUGCGUUGGCUUCGGCUUCAUGGUCAUCUUCCUCAUAUGCAACUCUCUCCUCGUCUGUCAGGUCAUCAAGCUGGAGCGCCAGCGAACCGUCCUCUCGGAUCGGCGCGCCCAGGCCGUUGCGCAUUUUGUCGAGGCUAGUCGCCCGCUCAAACUCAACGGGUGGACGUCUUCAUGGCGCGAUAGAAUCCUGAGGUUUCGCGAUGUUGAGAUGAGGAAGAGGCUUCACAUAUCGAUCGUCAACGCUACUAUUUCCACGAUCAAUGUCUUUGGCGGUGCGGUUUAUCCUUUUGCGAGUAUCUGUCUCUACACGCUUGUUCUCGGCCGUGGUCUGCCCAACGAUGUCAUCUGGCCUUCACUGCAGCUGUUCGCUCAGCUCGAGUCUAGUACCAGGGAGGCAUUCGAUCUCAUCUCUGCGGUAUGGAAGUGCACUAUUCCUGUCGAGCGUGUCAACAAGUACAUGGCCGAACCCGACAGAGAUGAGGAUGCGUUUAGCGGUUCUCAAGAUCGUGACAUUGAAUUUGUCAACGCGUCUUUCUCACGACCCUCGACGGAUCAUCUUGUUCUGAGGGACCUUACUUUGAAGUUCACAACUGGUCUGAAUAUUAUACGAGGAAAGGUCGCUGCUGGCAAAACUAGUUUGCUACUCGCAAUUCUCAAUGAGAUGGAGCAUCGAAGUGGUCUGUUCUCCAGAGCUGAUGAACCAAUUGCGUAUGCGCAGCAGCUUCCAUGGCUACAGAACAAAACCAUCAGAGAGAAUAUCAUCUUCCACGAACCAUUCGAUGCCGAUCGUUACCGAGAGGUUCUUAUGGCCUGUUCACUUCUUCCUGAUCUGAUGGCUUUCCCUAUGGGUGAUCGAACCAAGCUUGAAGAAGGCGGCAUUGGUCUCUCAGGAGGCCAGAAAGCGCGUGUCGCUUUAGCCAGAGCAGUCUACAGCAGUUGUCGUAUCCUCCUACUAGAUGAUCCCCUCGCAGCUUUGGAUCACGAUACGGCCAGUUACAUCGUUCAGUACUUCCUUCGUGGACCUCUCGCCAAGGGCCGCAAUAUCAUUCUUGUCACGCACCGAGAUGAUCUUGUCCUCAAACAUGCUGACCAAGUCGUCGAUAUCACCGAUGGCGUCGCACAUGUGCUCACUCCACAAGAGGUGAAGGAAGAACUCGAGCAUCCCCAUCACGUCAACUCAGAUCCUGCUGAAGAAGUACAGCCACACGAGGCGUCUCACGAUCACGCAUCUGAAGAUGUUGCAGAAUCCAAAGACGUCCCCGAGGAGGUGACCGAAACAGGCUCUAUUCCCCUCAGUAUCUAUCUCAAGUAUAUGGGCGCAGGAGGCUGGCACUUGUGGCUCUCCCUGGCUGCUUUCUACGGACUAUCUCGAUACUGCGAUAUUGCUCGCGCACGUCUGCUGGAAGCUUGGGGCUACGAAUCUACCAGUCUUGAGGGACUCGUUGCAAGCAGCUACUGGGGUCUUCCCAAUCCCAGUCGCCAUCCUCUGCCGUGGUUAUAUGUCCUAGCUGGGCUAUCGAUUGCUCAGAUCGUGGCAUAUGCCUCUGCCCAAGUCCUGCUCGCCUCCAUCAGCAUCCGCGCCGCCCAGACACUAUUCAGAAUCGCCAUCAACAGAGUCAGCAAGGCAUCAUUUCGCUACCAUGACAUCACACCAACAGGCCAGCUCAAGAACCGUCUCAUAUCUGACAUGGGCAUGGUCGACGGCGGAAUCCUCGCACCACUGGAAUCCUUUGUGUUCAACUUCGUCGCUCUGGUCCUGAGUCUCUUUGCCAUCAUGACGCACCAAGCCUUCCUCGUCAUUGUCGUCUUCGUGGUCGCUAUGCUAUUCGCGUACUUUUACCGUAUAUACGUCCCAGCUUCGCGCUGCCUGCGUCGAAUGGAGAUGCGAUACCUAACCCCUAUCAUCGCCAACAUCGGCGUCAUGCAAGAUGGACUCGUCACCAUUCGUGCUCUCAAGGUUGAAGGUCGCUUCCAGGAUAGACACUUGGAAGCCGUCGACGACUUUCAGAAGCACGAUCAUUUCUUCUGGAGCAUGACUUUCUGGCUCGACUUCAGACUCGGCAUGUCAUCAGCCAUCAUGCGGACCAUCCUGGUUCUCUCCAUGGUAUAUAUGGGUACUCCAGCCAGCGCAGUCGGUUUUGUCCUGACUCAAACCAACAUUGCCAUGAUCGCUGUCCAACAGCUAUGUGAGAAGUUCGCAGCGCUUCAACUCGACGCUGUUUCACUUGAGCGAGUUGAUGCUCUGAAUCGAGUGCCAGAGGAACCCAGCGGCGACAUGGAGCCUCCCCAAGACUGGCCCAGGCCUUGCGACAGCGUUUGCUUCAAAUCCAUGUCUUUCAAAUACGCGGAUGACCUUCCUUCCGUAAUCGACGACGUAUCGUUCGAAAUACCCGGUGGUUCAACCUGUGCCGUCCUCGGUCGAACAGGGUCUGGCAAAUCUACCAUCGCCAACGCAUUGCUCGCAACAGAAACACCAGCCUCUGGUACUGUGACGAUAGGAAGCAUUGAUCUUGCAAAAGUCAACCGCACAGCGCUGCGUAACCGCGUCACCUUCAUCCAACAGGACCCUAUUCUCUUCCCAGGCACGCUCCGUGACAACAUCGACCCGGUUUCCAAAUUCUCAGAGCAAGAGUGUACAAACGCCAUCCACCGCGUCCUCGGUGACGACUGGGGCCUUGACUCUCGCAUCGAUGCGGGUGGCAAGAACCUUAGCCAGGGCCAGAGGCAGCUCGUGGGCAUCUGUCGAGCUGUCCUGCGACGGAGCGGGCUUGUCAUCCUUGAUGAGGCGACGGCGUCGAUCGACCGUGGCACGGCUGCUACGGUGCAGCGCAUCUUGAGGCAAGAGCUGAAGGAGAGCACUGUCAUAACUAUUGCGCAUCGUCUUGAGGCUGUCGAGGAUGCGACGUGGUGCUUGAGGCUUGACAGGGGACGAGUGGUAGAGUGUGGGCCGGCGAAGAAUCUGGGGAGAGGUCCUAGGGAGGCGGAUACAUAA